Messenger RNA from Dermacentor andersoni, 453 nucleotides. Lineage: Eukaryota; Metazoa; Arthropoda; Arachnida; Ixodida; Ixodidae. The record is from RefSeq and is a predicted model, not a curated record.
AUGACGCCCCCUGGAGUGGUGUCUUUGGGCAGCACAUUUGUGCCUCAAACAGCUGCUGCGGCAACACCUAAGCCAGCGGUUGCGACACCACGGACACCAGUCGUUGUGACAACACCCACACCAGCAGCUCAGGCACCACCGACACCAAUGAGCGCGCCAUCGACAACUACUGCAGUCCCCACAACACUCACUGCCGGCCAAACAACGACACCACGCCGCACAACUCAGGCACCACUGCCGAAAGGAUCUCUGCUGUGCACACUACAGGCUGGUUUCAAGAGGUCGACGUACAUGUUUCCCCCCGACGGACUCUGCACCAUAAUCACGUUCGACUCGGUGUACAAGAGUGGUUACACAUUGGCACCACCCUACAAGGAAGACUUCCAGUACUUCCUAGAUACGUCUAUGCAGGCCAAGCACUCUGAAUUUGGAAUCGGUAUCGAGCAGGAGUAA